GGCACCCUUCAAUAAAUGUCCAGCUGUUUCUCGUAUCACUCACGCCGUCUCCAAAAACCUCCAACCUCCCUUCUCUCUAGAGCCACCGGAGCGUUCAUCUGCUCGACUUCUCGAGCCAGCCCUUCAAAUAACCCUAUUUGAGACAUCUCUCUCAGGAUCUUGUACAGAACCGGGAAGACUGUAAAGGGCGUGUGUCCGUCUUGGUGCUUCAAAGUACGUCUGUCACUCUGAUCGCUCACUUGUAAAUUCCGGGUUCCCGAUAACUCCGGCCAGGGGAUUGUCUCCCGCACCUAAGCACGUGUGCUUCAAUUGUCAUUUGUCUCAGUCACUCGUCUGGAAUGAGGCUCAACCUCGCUCAACAAGAUGUCUCAUCUGUAUCCUCGCUAUGACACUCUUCAGAAGACCUUCCCUCGCCAGCCUCAGGAUGGCCUGAAGGCGCCGGCGAGCAAGGCAACUCCUUAUCAAGCCCGUAUGGACUUGUAUUCCGCCUACUCGACCAUCGAGGACAAGGCCAAGAAGCUCAGCGCCGAAGCUACCGCCGAGUUCAACAAGGCCAGCUCUGCCGCCCAGGCCAAGGCCGGCAAGAUCGAGCUGUACUCCGGGAAGUACUACGCCGCUUGCACCUUUGGAGGAUUGAUGGCUUGUGGACUUACUCACACUGCCGUGACUCCUUUGGAUGUUGUCAAGACUCGGCGACAGGUGGACUCCAAGCUCUACACUGGGAAUUUCCAGGCCUGGGGCAAGAUCUACCGAACUGAAGGCGUCCGUGGAAUCUUCACGGGUUGGUCCCCAACCUUCUUCGGCUACUCGGCCCAAGGCGCCUUCAAAUAUGGAUGGUACGAAUAUUUCAAAAAGACGUACGCUGACAUCGCCGGCCCGGAGAACGCGUACAAGUACAAGACUUCCCUGUAUUUGGCUGCUUCUGCUUCGGCUGAGUUUUUGGCGGAUUUAGCACUCUGCCCAUUCGAAUCUGUCAAGGUCCGCAUGCAAGCAACGAUUCCGCCGCCUUACACUGGUACCUUCGAUGGCAUUAGCAAGAUCACUGCGAAGGAAGGCUGGGGUGGGCUGUACAAAGGCCUCUACCCGCUCUGGGCCCGGCAGAUCCCUUACACGAUGAUGAAGUUCGCCUCGUUCGAGACCAUUGUUGAAAUGAUCUAUGCCCGUCUUCCCGGAUCCAAGAACGAUUACAGCAAGGCUGCGCAGACCGGUGUGUCCUUCACUGGUGGUUAUCUGGCCGGGAUUCUCUGCGCCGUAGUCUCUCACCCGGCAGAUGUCAUGGUUUCCAAACUCAAUGCUUACCGCGAGCCUGGGGAGGCUUUCGGAACCGUCGUGUCGAGGAUCUACAAGGACAUUGGUUUCAGGGGACUGUGGAAUGGUCUACCGAUGCGAAUUGUCAUGAUCGGAACCUUGACUGGUCUUCAGUGGAUGAUCUAUGACUAUUUUAAGAUCUUCAUGGGCUUGCCCACGACCGGUGGAGCGCCGCCGCCGGAGGAGAAGAAGUAAGUACGCUCACAAGCCGAAGUAGAUGUGAAUACUCCAGGAACGUGUCGGGCAAAUCACGAAGUGCUGGGAGCCAGGGAGCCAGGGAGCCAGUCCAGAUUCCAGGCUUCUGUACGACGAGCUGCUUAUUGACGAAAUUUGGGCCUAUACUUCUUUUCAACAUGGGUAUUGAGAACAAACGGAGGUAUAUAUUUGGAAUCGUAUAAGUCAUUGGUGCUGCAGAGCCACGGUUUGACCCAUACCUCGGUGGGAUUAAAGUCUAUCUGCCAAGGGAGCAGCAGCCACAGCUCCAGGGCUCCUGCACCCAAUUGCAGUGUGAUAAGUGGGGGCAGUCUAGGGAUGACAUCGGAGGCCCGUGCGUAAGCUCUGCUUGUAUCCCUGUCGCAUCUUUUCUGCCCGGCUGCUG
This is a messenger RNA of Diaporthe batatas, 1906 nucleotides long. RefSeq lists its product as uncharacterized. Gene Ontology annotation, biological process: mitochondrial phosphate ion transmembrane transport. The record is from RefSeq and is a predicted model, not a curated record. Gene Ontology annotation, molecular function: phosphate transmembrane transporter activity. The coding region runs from base 364 to 1503 and encodes 379 amino acids. Lineage: Eukaryota; Fungi; Ascomycota; Sordariomycetes; Diaporthales; Diaporthaceae. The transcript has 7 exons. Gene Ontology annotation, cellular component: mitochondrial inner membrane.